This is a messenger RNA of Carassius carassius (crucian carp), 1055 nucleotides long. RefSeq names its product DNA-damage regulated autophagy modulator 1 (gene dram1). Lineage: Eukaryota; Metazoa; Chordata; Actinopteri; Cypriniformes; Cyprinidae. The transcript has 8 exons. Gene Ontology annotation, cellular component: lysosome. The record is from RefSeq and is a predicted model, not a curated record. Bases 142 to 858 code for a protein of 238 amino acids. Gene Ontology annotation, biological process: regulation of autophagy.
CUUCCAGCUGCUGUCUCACAGCACGAAGUUCCUUCAGCAGGUCCACAUCCGUGCCGUUUACCCAGGUGUAAACCACAUCAAUGGGCAUCGGUAGGCAAAGCCUUUAAUUAUACAAGCAUAUGAAGCAAGCCCUCAGGAGAGAUGUUUUGGUUCAUGCAAGGAAUGUGCUUUUUACCUACUUUUCUGGUAAUCUGGUCAUCGAGCACGUUCAUUAUAUCUUACAUCAUCGCAUUAUUUCGACGAGAUGUUGAUGUUGUUCUUCCUUAUAUAAGUGACACAGGGGCCACUCCGCCGGAGAGUUGUGUGUUUGGAUUCAUGUCGACGGUCACUGCCUUUGCAGCCUUUGCUACUAUGUAUGCUGAAUAUAAAUUUGUGGAGAGAGUCCAUGAGAAAACCGGCGCCGUGUCCCCUUGUCUGAACAAGGUUGCUUUUGCUUUUGGCAUCGUCUCAUGUGUCGGCAUGUUAUUGGUGGCUACAUUUCAGGAGACGACGGUGAUGCCAGUCCAUGAUUUCGGUGCUUUACUAUUUUUCUUAUCUGGGGUUAUAUAUGCCGCCAUUCAGUGUGUGAUAUCAUACCAAGGUCUUCCUUAUGGAUGUUCUAAGUUUAUUUGCCGUUUCCGUGUGUUCUUCGCUGGACUGGCCGCUCUAGCCGUAUUACCCACAAUUUUUUGUGCAAUUCCCGUCGGAACAAGCAAACUUCACUGGGACACCAAUGAUAAGGACUACACACUUCAUAUAGCGAGUGUCGCGUGCGAAUGGAUCACUACUUUCAGUUUUGUCUUCUUCUUUUUAACAUACAUCAGAGAGUUCCAGCAAUUCACACUGAAACUGACUGUUAAUUUAAUGGAGUAUUCCUGACCAUGACAUCAUACCGUUACUGAAUGUUUCAAAGUUUUUGUGCAUUUUUAAUAGAAUUGUAUUUUUAUACAACUUACUACCUUUUUCAUGUUGAAAGCUCUGCUGAAGUACUGUGUAAUCAUUGGCAGUGUAUCAUUUUGUAGCUUGUAUUUUGUUCUAGAAAAAGGGCAUAAACAUGUACUUGAAAUAUAAUAUAA